UGCCAUGCUGGCCGUCACGUGGCCGCCGCCUUGGAACAUGAACUUUCAAGCGAAGUGACGACGGAGCUGCAGCAAAGGCCCUCCCGUCCAGAGCCUCUGCUCCCCCCAAAGUCGCCAUCACCUAUAUCUCCCCGCCUGAUCCCGCAUUUGUACUCUGCACAUACCCCCCGUUCCCCGCCCUGCCGCGACUUUUCUGCCUGCAGCAUUCGAUUCCGCCAUCUGGUCUGGUCUGGCUGCCCGGCAACAAGUCCGUCCCGUGAGGAGCAAAGAAACGACAGAUACACAACAGCGCUAUGGCGGCGCUGGGCGAGGAACUCCUCAACAUUGUCAACAGGCUACAGGACCUGGUCUUCAACACGAUUGGAAAUGAUUCCCUCGAUUUGCCCCAGAUUGUCGUUGUAGGAUCGCAGUCGUCUGGCAAAUCGUCAGUGCUCGAGAACAUUGUCGGCAAGGAUUUCCUGCCGCGUGGCAGUGGCAUCGUUACCCGCCGACCGCUCAUUCUCCAACUCAUCAACCUCCCCAGCGAACGCGAUGAAGACGACGACGAUGAAGUCCAUGUGCCCCACACGCCCGCAAGCGUUGCUAGUCAGCAGGAGUGGGCUGAAUUUCUUCACAUUCCUGGCCAGCGCUUCUACGACUUUGGAGAAGUUAAGCGCGAGAUCGAGAACGAGACGUCUAGGAUAGCAGGAAACAACAAGGGCAUCAACAGGCAGCCCAUUAACCUGAAAAUCUACUCACCCCACGUCUUGAGUUUGACGCUGGUCGAUUUGCCUGGUUUGACCAAGGUGCCCAUUGGUGACCAACCCUCCGAUAUCGAGAAGCAGACACGGAACUUGAUCACCGAGUAUAUUGCCAAGCCAAACAGUGUCAUUCUCGCCGUCUCCCCCGCCAACGUCGAUCUCGUAAACUCGGAGGCUCUGAAGCUUGCACGUCAUGUCGACCCCAUGGGUAAGAGGACCAUUGGUGUCCUCACAAAGCUCGACCUUAUGGACCACGGCACCAAUGCCAUGGACAUUCUCUCAGGCCGUGUCUAUCCACUCAAGCUUGGCUUCAUUGGUAUCGUCAACCGAUCACAACAGGACAUUCAGGGCAACAAGUCCCUGGCUGAUGCCCUACAAGCCGAGCGGGACUUCUUCCGACACCACCCUGCGUACAGGAAUAUGGCUAACCGCUGCGGUACCCAACUGCUUGCCAAGAGCCUGAACCAAACACUCAUGGCUCACAUCCGGGACCGUUUACCAGACAUCAAGGCACGCCUGAACACUCUCAUGGGCCAAACACAACAGGAGCUUGCGAGCUAUGGUGAUGUCACCUUCACUGGAAAAGAGCACCGUGGCUCGCUCAUCCUACAGCUCAUGACUCGCUUCGCCUCUUCCUUCAUUGCAUCCAUCGAUGGUACCUCUACUGAGAUCUCGACAAAGGAGCUAUGCGGCGGUGCCCGGAUAUACUACAUCUUCAACUCGGUCUUCGGCAACUCGCUCGAGCAGGUCGAUCCUACCCAGAACCUGUCCGUAUUGGACAUUAGGACGGCUAUCCGCAACUCGACUGGUCCCCGACCCAGUCUGUUCGUUCCCGAGUUGGCAUUUGACCUCCUGGUAAAACCUCAGAUCAAGCUUUUGGAAAUUCCAAGUCAGCGUUGUGUCGAGCUCGUCUACGAGGAGCUGAUCAAGAUCUGUCACACAUGCGGCUCCACUGAGUUGACAAGAUACCCCAGGUUACAAGGAAAGCUCAUUGAAGUCGUGUCAGAUCUUCUCCGAGAACAGCUUGGCCCUUGCUCGGGUUAUGUUGCCUCCCUCAUCGAUAUUCAAAGAGCCUACAUCAACACAAAUCACCCCAACUUCCUUGGUGCUGCUGCUGCCAUGUCAUCUGUCAUUAGCGACAAAGAGCAAAGGGAGAAGAAGAUUGCAAUGGAAGCUGAGAAGAAGAAGCGAGAGCAGAGAAGAUUAAAAGAGCUUCAGAACGGCGCUAACGGAGAGGGCGCAGAAGACGGCGAAGCUGGUGACAACGCAUCCCUGAAAUCUCUUCCUCUUCGAAAACACCAGUCCCAAACCAGCCGUAGCAUGUCACCGGCUGUGGGACGGAUGGUGAACGGAUCUCAGAGCACAACAGCAGCACUCAAUAGCCGCAACCGGUCACCUCCUGGUACUGCCCGUGACAGCUUCCUAAAUUACUUCUUCAGCAAAGACAGCAAUACCGCAUAUCCUAAUCCACAGGGCUUGCCACAAGCCACUCAGCCGAUGCUUGACAACCGGCCAGGAAGCCGGCACGUCAGCCAAAACAUCGAGCCUAGUUUUGCACAGAGCAUUCGGAGGGGUGACAGCAAGCAACCUGCCCAUGUGCUGGCGAUGAUGCCACCAGAUAAUGAUGACUAUGAUGCACCGUCCAGUGCUGCUUUCAGCGCCCCUCCCCAUAGCCCAAACAUGGGCGGGGAAAACUUUGAAGGCGGCUUUCCCUCCAACCCUGAGCAAGCACCAGCCCUUACAGAACGUGAAGCGCUUGAGACUGAGCUUAUCCGCAGGCUCAUCUCAUCGUACUUCAACAUUGUGCGAGAGACUGUUGCUGACCAAGUGCCCAAGGCGAUCAUGCAUCUGUUGGUCAACCACUCCAAGGAUGUUGUACAGAACCGUCUAGUUUCUACGCUGUACAAGGAAGAUCUCUUCCAGGAGCUAUUGUACGAGGAUGACACGAUCAAGGCUGAGCGCGAGAAGUGCGAGAAGCUGCUCAAAACGUACAAGGAGGCUGCCAAGAUUGUCGGCGAGGUAUUGUAAGAGAAGCAAGGGUUGGAUGAUGAAAUAAAACGACAUAGCUUCACUGUAGGCUGUUGAAGAUGUGCAACUGUAUGUGCCUUUACGGCUUGGCUGCAAGGGAUCGGGGUAAAGGCAGUGUCAAGCGCUUGUGAGGCGAAUGGGGAAAGGAAGGGCCGCGCGGCGUUCAUGUUGCUUCGGCCCACUUGUCCCGUCUCUUUUCGUGCUUUUGACAUCUGAUACUCACUCGUCUGUUUGGAGACCACUCCACUGCUUUUGUUUUGUUUUGUUAUUUUUUUUUGGAUUGGACACGUCUCGAGAGUUGCAUGGCACUUUCUCUCAUGGGCUCUGGUUUUGGCUUUUUGUUACGAAUUACGCCCAUGGGUGGUCUCGAGAGGGGGGCCAGGUGAUGAGAUGAGACGAGACGAGAUAUGUAUAGAAUACACCGUUUUCUGACAGUAAAGACAUUACUUGGGCCAAUGAGCACGUGAU
Messenger RNA from Bipolaris sorokiniana ND90Pr, 3236 nucleotides. RefSeq lists its product as uncharacterized. The coding region runs from base 294 to 2768 and encodes 824 amino acids. Gene Ontology annotation, cellular component: cytoplasm; peroxisome; membrane. NCBI's taxonomy places the organism in Eukaryota, Fungi, Ascomycota, Dothideomycetes, Pleosporales, Pleosporaceae. The transcript is spliced from 4 exons. Gene Ontology annotation, biological process: mitochondrial fission; peroxisome fission. Gene Ontology annotation, molecular function: microtubule binding; GTPase activity; GTP binding. The record is from RefSeq and is a predicted model, not a curated record.